CUCUGCAAGCGAACAAAAGUAAAUAAAAAGAAGAACCUGUGGACGAUGCGCUGGAUCCCGAUCAAGAAUGAUUCUUUAGGAUGAGAACUUUAUCCCACGUGGGCGGACUCAGAUGGGAAUAGGAGGGCAUGCUGACACUGAGACAAGCUGCGCUACAUUAAGAUUUUCUGUUGAAGACCGGAGGAAGGUAGGUUCAUGUUGUGUGAAUGGGACAGGAGAGCCGGUGCCAAAUGUAUGGUUCAGAGAUGAAUAACGGGCCUUCAGCAAUGGCACCACCAUCUCUUGGCCAGAGCAGCAGCCCACCAUUGUCCUCUCGGUCGCCUAAGAAGACCACCUUUCAGUCUUUGGGAUCUAUAUCAUCAGGGAUGUUCUCCCCUUCAUUGGCCAAACGCUCCGCUCAUGAAGCCAAGUGCACCUCAAACCAGGUGAACUCACCCACUCAUUCCAUCAUGAGCUCACCCAAACUUUGGCAAAAAACAUCCGUCUCCAGACUUGCUGAGGAGUUUUUCUGGAUUGGCGGCAGUGUGGUUGCACAACCCAAAUGGAGGCUGGGUCAAAUAGUGGAGAGGUGCAUGUGCACCAUGCAGACUGGCACUCAGAUGACCAAACUGAAGGGGAAAAAGAAAGGGCUGGUCCGAUUUUUCUACCUGGAUGAGCACAAGACCUGCAUCCGGUGGCGGCCUUCCAAAAAGCACGACAAGGCCAAAAUAUCCAUUGAUUCCAUUCAUGAGGUCUGCGAGGGGAAGAAAUCAGAGAUCUUCAGGCGCUAUGCAGAAAACCGUUUCGACCCAAACUGUUGUUUCAGUAUUUACUACGGGGAUCGAGUCAAGUCCCUGGACCUGGUCUCCAAUAAUGCAGAGGAUGUGCGCACCUGGAUCAACGGGCUAAAGUACCUCAUGGCUGGCAUCAGUGAUGAAGACAGUUUGGCCCGCAGACAACGCACCCGGGAUCAAUGGUUGCAGCAGACUUUCUCUGAGGCUGACAAAAAUGGAGAUGGUACCUUGAGCAUUGGGGAGGUUCACCAGCUGCUCCACAAGCUGAAUGUUAAUUUACCCAAGCAGAAAGUCAGGGACAUGUUUCAAGAAGCAGACACAGAUGAGAUCCAGGGCUCUCUGGGCUUCGACGAAUUUUGCUCCUUUUACAAGAUGAUUUCCACACGCAGAGACCUCUACCUGAUCAUGAUCUCCUACAGCAAUCAAAAAGAAGUCCUGGAUAUACACGACCUUGCACGUUUUCUGGAAAACGAACAGAAGAUGCGUGGUCUGACCAGAGAGCAUCUAGUCGACAUUGUGGCUAAGUUUGAGCCCUGUCCUGAGAACCUACAGCAUAUGGUGUUGGGUAUUGACGGUUUCACCAACUACAUGCGAAGUCCUGCAGGCGACAUCUUUAACCCUGAGCACAAUCAGGUGAACCAGGACAUGACGCAGCCUCUCACUAAUUACUUUAUUGCCACAUCACACAACACCUACCUGACUGGAGACCAGCUGCUCUCUCAGUCAAGGGUGGAAAUGUAUGCCUAUGUUCUGCAGGCAGGCUGUCGCUGUGUGGAGGUGGACUGUUGGGAUGGACCAGAUGGUGAACCCAUUAUUCAUCAUGGCUACACUUUGACAUCCAAAAUUCUCUUCAAAGACGUUGUUGAAACAAUUAACAAAUAUGCCUUCACUAAGUCACCGUACCCUGUCAUCCUGUCCAUAGAGAACCACUGCACUGUGCCCCAGCAGAAGAAGAUGGCUGAGUAUCUGAAAGAGGUGCUACAAGAAAAAUUGGAUCUGACUAAUGUCAGUGGGCAUGAAUGCAAGAAGCUGCCUUCACCUGAGAUCCUGAAAGGGAAAAUUUUAGUCAAGGGAAAAAAGCUUCCAGCAAACCUUGACCCUGAUGCAGAGGAAGGAGACGUAUCCGAUGAAGACACUGGGAAUGAGGAAGAGGAUGAUAGUGAUGAUAGUGACAAUGAUUUACAGGAUGGCAACGGUGCAGAAUCAACUAAUCAACCCAAAAAGAAGAGACGGUUUGGCAGAUCAAUCAUAAGGAGCUUUAAAAGAAAGAGAAAAAAGAAAAUCCGUAUGAAGAACAAGACAUUGUCUGACGGUGAAUCAGACCACAGCAGCAGCCGAGAAAGAGCUCAGAUUGUUUACCAUCCCAAGAAAAGGAAAACCAUGAGACUCUCCAGAGCUCUCUCUGACCUAGUCAAGUACACAAAAUCUGUCCGUGUGCAUGAAAUAGAAACUCAAGGAUUUUUGAGCAGCUGGCAGGUAUCAUCUCUUAACGAGACUGUUGUGAACCAGAUAUUACAGCUAAAACCUGCCGAGCUGGUGCGUUUCAACCAGCGCCAGCUGCUGAGAGUCUAUCCUUCAAACUUCAGAGUGGACUCCAGCAACUUUAACCCGCAGCCAUAUUGGAACACAGGAUGCCAUAUGGUUGCAAUGAAUUACCAAACAGAAGGCCGAAUGCUUGAACUUAACAGAGCCAAGUUUUCAAGCAAUGGAAACUGCGGAUAUAUUCUGAAGCCUAAAUGCAUGUGUAAAGCUGCCUUUAACCCAAUGAUGGAGGAUCCCUUGCCAGGACACAAAAAAACUCAGCUAAUGCUAAAGAUCAUUAGUGGACAGCAACUUCCCAAACCCAAAGACUCCAUGUUUGGAGACAGAGGAGAGAUAAUUGAUCCCUUUGUUGAGGUUGAGAUCAUCGGUCUGCCUGUUGAUUGCUCCAAGCAGCAAACCAGAGUGGUUGAUGACAAUGGUUUCAAUCCAAUGUGGGAGGAAACCCUUGUUUUCAGCAUCCAAAUGCCUCAUAUCGCCCUGGUGAGGUUCCAGGUCUUUGAUCAUGAUCCUAUUGGACGUGAUUUCAUUGGACAGAGGACGGUGGCUUUCACUAGCAUGAUGCCAGGUUAUCGGCAUGUCUAUCUGGAGGGAAUGGCAGAGUCAUCCAUUUUUGUUCAUGUUGGUAUUAAUGACAUGACAGGAAAGAUCAAACCUGCUCAUGCUAUGCAUGCAGCUAGAAAACACAUCCAAAAAGCAGCUCAGAAGCACAUGAGGGCCAACCAAAGGCAUCCUUCUGUAGACGUCUCUGUCCUGUCCUCUGAAGAUGGACGUGCUCUGUUUUUCUACAAGGAUCUGGACACUAUGUCUCAGGAUAGCAGAAAUGGUGAACUGUCUCCGGUUGUAAAAGGCCCAGCAGCCAAAGCUGCCCUUCACAAAGGGAUCAUGAGUGAGCCUGUGAGACGAGCCUACAAAGUGAAGAUCCAUGAACCUCCAGAAACACACAGAGGCUUCUUCAGCCGGAUGUCCUCCACAGAGUCCCACAACAGCAGUGGGGCAGCUCCCUGUGUGAAAGAGGAAAGUUUUGACCUGGACACUCCUCCACAGCUUUCCUGUGAGAUUCCUGCUCCUGAUAGCCAACGACAAACUGAUCAAAAGGACUCUGAGAAUGAAUCGGGGCAGCAAAACUGCACUGAGCAAUAUUCAGUGAAGAGAUUUGAACCAGAGCACUCUGAGUUACCAGAGGAGCAGGAACCAGAAGAAGAGAGUGAGGUUUUUAUUGAACCUGAACACCCUCCAGAACCUCAGCAUGACUCUAUCCCCCAUUCUCAGACUCCACAGCCACAGGCUGAAGCUAAAAUCUCUAAACUUAUCCCUCCAUCAUCCCCCGCCAGGGUCAGACGCACCUUAGAAGCUCCUCCAUCCACUCUGCAAUCAACCCCGAUACGAACGAAAGCCCGGUCACACAGCUGCCCCCGAAAACAGACAUUUUCUCCUCAGACGCCAGCUGUGACCCGGAAGCCUGCUCUUCGCUGGCACAUGCAGCAAGAGCAGACAUAUGGCAGCCAGGUGAGACGUAUUCCCAACGGCCUCUGCCUGUCAGGCAGCUCAUCCAGCAACAGCGACGGCAGCAGCGACAGCCUGGGGUUUGUACCCAGGUGCCCGCCAGCUGGGUCAGAGCAGCAAGAGGGCACCCUGCAGAGGGAGAUGAAGGCCCUGUUCGACCAGCGGUUGAAAGAGAUUCGUUGUAAAUCACCUAUCUUUUUUGACGGUGAGUUCCAUUCACAACAAAAUAAGAAAACAAAAAGAAAUCGUAUUUACCUUCUUUUAGAAAUAAAGACCUGAAAAGUGGGGCCUGCAUUUUCAUUGAGCCCCCUUUACUCUGAUACUUGCAAUAAAAUUCUGUGUAACCAAUUUCACCUAAUUAGUAAAUGGAUUGCACCUAGAUGUAAUUUAAUCUCAGAAUAAAUCCAGCUGUUCUGUGUAGGGCUCAGAGGUUUGUUAGAGAACAUUAGUGAACAAACAGCAUCAUCAAGACCAAGGGAAGCAGCAGACAGGUCAGGGAGAAAGGUGUGGAGAUACUUAAAGCAGAGCUAGGUUAUAAAACAAUACCCCAAGCUUUGAAUUUUCCAAAAAUGGAAAGUGUAAUACAUGACUGCAAAACUACA
Girardinichthys multiradiatus is the source of this 4420-nucleotide messenger RNA. It is a transcript of the gene plch2b, whose product is annotated as phospholipase C, eta 2b. Gene Ontology annotation, biological process: lipid metabolic process; phosphatidylinositol-mediated signaling. The record is from RefSeq and is a predicted model, not a curated record. Gene Ontology annotation, molecular function: phosphatidylinositol-4,5-bisphosphate phospholipase C activity; calcium ion binding. The transcript has 20 exons. The coding region runs from base 207 to 4097 and encodes 1296 amino acids. NCBI's taxonomy places the organism in Eukaryota, Metazoa, Chordata, Actinopteri, Cyprinodontiformes, Goodeidae.